Molecule: messenger RNA, 12372 nt
Organism: Physeter macrocephalus (sperm whale)
Lineage: Eukaryota; Metazoa; Chordata; Mammalia; Artiodactyla; Physeteridae
Gene: ZNF483
Product: zinc finger protein 483
Exons: 6
Coding region: 199-2469 (756 amino acids)
Biological process (GO): regulation of DNA-templated transcription
Source: RefSeq, a predicted model, not a curated record
UCUAGAAGCUUGUUGCGGUGGCGUGGGUCAUGGCUGCGGGUCCUGACGCAGUUUCUGCAAGACCAUAAAGUGGAUCCUUGGAACACUUGAUAUUUUGCUGGAGAGUGCCUUUUGGUGGCCUGUGUUGACACUCAAAGUCUAAAGGGGACUGAAUUCCUCCUGGUGAUACACAUUGCAAGCUGGAGUAGCCUGAACGAGAUGACAGCCAUCUCCCCAGAUCCUCACACUUUUGUCUCAAGUGAACAAAACAGGGUGCUAAGAAUGGAGACCCCUGGGGAUCAAGAAGCUCUCCUAAGAGGAGACGCUGCUGACCCAGAGUUUUUCAGACAGAGGUUCAGGUGGUUUUGUUACUCCGAAGAGGCUGGACCCAGAAAAGCCCUGAAUCAACUGUGGGAGCUCUGCAUUCAGUGGCUGAGACCAGACAUCCACACGAAACAACAGAUUCUCGAGCUUUUGGUGUUUGAGCAAUUCCUGACUGUUUUGCCAGGGGAGAUCAGGAUUUGGGUCAGGUCACAACAUCCUGGGAGUAGCGAGGAAGUGGUGACCCUAGUGGAGGAGUUGACCCAAGUGCUUGAAGAAAAAGAAGAUAUGAUCUCUCAAGAUUCUGUUAUUUCCCAAGAGGAGAACCCUGAAGAAGAUAAAACAGUUUCUGUUCCACCAAAUACUGAGUCCCAGGAAUCCAUGACACUCAAGGAUGUAGCUGUGACCUUUUCCAGAGGAGAGUGGAGGACGCUGGAGCCUUCUCAGAAGGAGAUAUAUAAGGAAGUGCUGCUGGAGAACUAUAGGAACCUAGAAUUUCUGGGCUUUCCAGUUUCCAAGUUAGAUUUGAUUUCCCAGCUAAAGUGGGCUGGACUACCAUGGCUGCUGCAAAAACAAGCCUCAAGAGGCUCCAGACCAGAGUGUGAACUUAGCGGUGAAUUGAAGGAAUCUGGCGGAAAUCAAGAUGUUCUUAUGGAAGAAUCAACUUUAGAUAAAAUAAUAGAAAGGUAUCUAAUGAGUGGUGAUUGUGACUUGACAGGAGAAUCCUGGAAACAUUAUGGCAGACUAGAGGAGUGUCAUAGUGAUAGGGAAUAUUCACAAGUAGCCAUCACACAAAAGAAAACUCAUGGGAGAGGCAAUAAGGGUGAGGAAUUUGACUCAGAAAAGAGCCCUUUUGGAAAUAACUUCAAACCACCUUCAGACCUAAUUAAACAUCUCAGAGUCUACUUAAGGAAGAAAUCUCGGAGGUACAACGAAGGCAAGAAACCCUUCAGUUUUCAUUCAGACCUUGUCCCGAACCGCAAGGAACACAGUGGAGAAAAGCCACGAAAAUGUAAUGAAGGCAGGAAAGCCUUAAGUCACUCUUCAUCUCUGACUGAACAUCAGAAACAUCAGAAAAUCCAUUUGGGAGAAAAGUCCCAGAAGUGCAGUAACUGUGGGGUAGCCUUUACUCAAAACUCAUCCCUUAGUAAGAGAAAAAACUCCUCUACAUGUGAAAAAUGUUGGAAAGAUUUAGGUCAAGAUGCAGCCAUAGAUAAAGAUGAGGGAACUGAGACUGGAGAAAAAACCCAUAAAUGCAGCAAAUGUGGAAAAGCCUUUGGCUAUAGCGCCUCACUGACCAAACAUAGGAGAAUUCACACUGGGGAGAAACCCUAUAUGUGCAAUGAGUGUGGAAAAGCCUUCAGUGACAGCUCAUCACUCACACCACACCACCGAACCCACAGUGGAGAAAAGCCCUUCAAGUGUGAUGAUUGUGGAAAAUCUUUCACCCUGAGUGCUCACCUCAUUAAACAUCAGAGAGUUCACACUGGAGAGAAACCCUAUAAAUGUAAAGAAUGUGGGAGGCCCUUCAGUGACAGUUCAUCUCUUAUUCAGCAUCAGCGAAUUCAUACUGGAGAAAAACCCUACACGUGUAACAACUGUGGAAAAUCCUUCAGUCAUAGCUCAUCCCUUUCCAAACAUCAGAGAAUUCAUACCGGAGAGAAACCCUAUAAGUGUGGUGAGUGUGGGAAAGCCUUCAGACAGAAUUCUUGCCUUACCCGACAUCAGAGGAUUCAUACUGGAGAAAAGCCGUAUUUGUGUAAUGAUUGCGGGAUGACUUUUAGCCAUUUUACAUCUGUGAUUUAUCAUCAGAGACUUCAUUCAGGAGAAAAACCUUACAAGUGUACUCAGUGUGAGAAAGCCUUCCCUACCCAUUCGCUCCUUAGCCGUCAUCAGAGAAUUCAUACGGGCGUCAAGCCUUAUAAAUGUAAGGACUGUGGAAAAUCCUUCAGUCAGAGUUCAUCUCUUAACGAACAUCAUCGAAUUCAUACUGGAGAGAAACCCUAUGAAUGUAACUACUGUGGAGCAACCUUUAGUCGAAGCUCAAUCCUUGUAGAACACCUGAAAAUUCAUACCGGAAGGAGAGAAUACGAAUGCAAAGAAUGCGAGAAGACGUUCAAAAGUAAUUCUGGCCUCAUCAGGCAUCGGGGAUUUCAUUCUGCAGAGUAAUUCUUGGAAAUAUAGUAAGGUGGGGGGUGGGAUUUAGUCACAAUUGGCCCUUAUCAAAAACGUGGGGUGUAAACUACCACAACAUUGAUUAGUAGGAAAUUUAGUCACAAUUGUCCCUUACUAAAAACCGGGGGUGUAAACUACCACAGCAUUGGUUAGUAGGAAAUUUAGUCACAUGAGUCCCUCAUUAAAAACCUGGGGUGUAAACUGCUGCAGCAUUGAUUAGUAGCUGCAACUUUGAUGGGUUGGCAGCUAGGAAAAAGGUACUUUUUGUCAUUCAUCCCUCUUUGCAAGGAUGUCAACUUUCAGUAGAUAGUGAUUUGGGUUGGUAAAGUCACAUGAAAAGAAAGUAGUAGUAUGAGAUGUGAAAUGAUUCUGCAAAGCCAAAUGUGAAUUUAAAAAGCAGGAGAGGGGUGCACAGGGCCCAUCUUACUAACCUCUUAAGAUUUUCUUCUCUCCUAGCUUCUGCUUUCACUACCAUGUAGUUUUAUAGAAAGAGGACCUGACUGUAGUCAGGUAAUCUGGGUUCUGUCCCAGUUUGCUGACCAACUUCCAACAAAUCAUUUGACCUGUCUGAAUUUUAGUUUCUUUACUGGUAAAGUGAAGGGCUGGGACUAAUGAUUUCUGAGGUUUCUUUCUUUGGUACUUCUGGUACUUUCUGAAGCUGUGGGAAUAAGUUAAACAUUUUUGAUUCUUUGGCAUUUUCAAGUUUCCCUAGUAGAAAAUAACUCAUUUAAGCUACUGAACUUCUGGCUUAGUGACAACGCAGUAUGCUUUUUGAAUACUUGUUGCCAGAAUUGCUCAAAUGCUGUGCACAGGAACAAGUCAGUAGAGCUCAAACAAGUUUGCCUUCAGGGAUUGGACAAAGCACCGCAACCUGUUUUUCCUCUAGACUUUGGCCGUGGGGAUUGGGAAUCUCUGUGGCAUGCUCCUGGGCCGUCUCAGCCAUGAGAGUAACAGUCCUAGGAAAAUAGGUGAGGGGUUGGGGGGGGUAAACGGGUACUGAAAACAGCUAUUUUGGAUGGAUUGUCUUUUGCAAAAUAGAAUUCUAUUUUUUAAAAAGUUUGCCUAUACUAAGUACAGCUUCUUGUAAUCUAUAAGUGCAAACAUUCUGUAUGGCAAAGGUCACAAGCUAAGAUUGGGCCCUUUUACAUGUUUUAGUUGGCCUGUAUGGUAAGGUGGUUUUGUGUGUGUGUGUGUGUGUGUGUGUAAUUAGUUGUCAUCAUUUAAAAAUUAGGAAAUUUCAUACCCACCAAAAAAGAGUCUUGUUUUGAAAAAUUAUAAGGGCUGACAGUACUGGGCCCAUAUUUCAGUGGGGCAGUCAGCUGGUUUCGGGUGUCAGCUUUUUUCGGGUAGCAGCUGCUACCAUUAGAUGGGGAAUCUAUUCUCAUAGUUGCAAAGUUAUUUAUGUAGCUUGACUUGCCCACCAUAGGAAACUGAUAUUAUGAUCCCCUACCAUCUGGAGAAUACAUAUCCUAAAAUCUAAAGGGACUCCACUGAUAGUAAAAUUCAAGAAAAGAAUGUAGAAACGAUACAGAAUAAAUUUUCAGUUUUCUGUUAUGAAAUUAAGACUUCACAGGAAUAGACUAUACAGAUGUUAGUGGGUUGUGUCUUAUGGAUGUCAGUGGUGGAGUCAAUAAUAAUUUCUAACUGUGAAAAAGGAACUGAAAACCCUGGGUCGGUUAGGUUUGGGUCUCAGGUCAUAGGGUUCUAGAGGAGCCCCACUGACUCAGCAGUGGUGCAAAGUUAGUUCCUAAAGUUGAAAUUUGAGGCAGCUCCCAUAGAAAGAGAAUGAAACGGGUAAACUUUCGGCUUCCGGAAGUGAAGAGAUGCUUAAUGCUCAUCUGAGAUUCAGCAAUAUUUGCUGUGAUUUAAUGGGUUUAGUUUGCAAUGCUACUUCUGGAUGAUGUUUUUGGUUUCUUCCUUGUGCACCACCCCACAGUAGUUCAGGUGUUGCUGUGGGGUAAAUUAGUCUGUAGUUAUUGCUAAGUGGACCAGCCGGAGACAUUCUAGUCAUGAAAGGAAUAUGGCUUAUCAGAAUUAUUCACCCUGGCUUAAGUUUUUUUCUGAAAGGAUAGAAACCUUGGUUUUUUUUUUUUUCUGGAAAGAUAUAAUCUAUAGAGAGAAUUAAAUACGUAAAAAUCUUGAGAAGAGGCUUGUUCCAGGAUGUUUACUUGUUACAUUCCCCAGCAUUCAUAAGAGGAAGUUUUAUAUAAAUACCAGUUGGGAAUCUGGAACAUAACCCCCCCCCUUUUUCUUUACUGUUAUUGAGGUAUAAAUUAUAUAUUGUAAAAGUCAUUCAAAUGUAUAAUUCAGUGAGUUUUAGCCAACUCACUGAGUUGUAUAGUUGGUGCCACAAUCUGAUUUUAGAACAUUUUAUCAUCUUGAUAAGAUCCCUCACACCCAUUUAGAGUAAUCCCAUCCCCACCCUGAUCCUAGGCAACCACUGAUCAGUCUACUGUCUGUCUCCUUAGAGUUGCUUUUUCUGGACAUAUUAUUUAAAUGUAAUCAUAUGUGGUCAUCUUUAGAUUUUCAUUAACUUGUUUCUGAGUUCAUCCGUGUGGUUUUCUGAAUUCAUCUGUGAGGUAGCAUAUCGGUACUUUAAUCCUUUUUAUUGUCAAAUAUUAUCUGAUUGUAUGGAUGUGCCAUAUUUUGUCCAUUCACCAGUUGAAGGACAUUUGGGUUGUUUCCAUUUUCUGGCUGUGAAAAAUAAUGCUGCUUUGAACAUUAGUGUGCAAGUCUUUGUGUGGACAUAAUGUUUUCAUUUUUCUUAGAUACCUGAGUGGAGUUGCUGGGUUAUAUGGUGAAUUUUAGUUCAACUUUUUAAGAAGUUGCCAAGUUGUUUUCCAAGUGACUAUGUCAUUUUACAUUCUGAACUUGAGUGUAUGAGGGUUCCUGAUGAAGUUACAUCCUCACCAACCCUUGUUAUUGUUUGUAUUUUUUAUUAUAGCCAACCUAGUGAUUGAAGUGGUAUCUCUUUGUGGUUAAUGAUACUGAGAAUCUUUUCAUGUGUUCUUUAGCUAUUGAUGUACCUCCUUUGGUGAAAUGUGUUGUCCACAUGUUAUUUUUAUUAUUAACUUGCAGUUGUUUUUAUUCUACCUAUAAGUCCUUUAUCCAGUAUCAACUUUCUAAAUACCAUGUACUAGCCACAGAAGACAACCUCAAAUCCUGCUGUACAAUAUUCAUGAAAAGUUUGGUUUCAGUACCUCCUUACAUAAAAUUGCCUAAAGGAUAUUUAGUUUGGCCUAUUAUCUAAAUAUUUAAAUUCACUUUUGGGGUUAAGUCAGAUCAUCAAAAGGUUUUAAACUUCUUUGGAUUCCUUAUAGAAUUGCUUUUAUUAACCUGUUUUACUUUAUGCUCUUUAUCUAUGACACAUUUUACUUCAAAAUGAAGAACUUGCAUUUAAAAAUGUUUCCACUUUAUGAGUUUCUAUUGAAGAAAUUUCUUUUCGGUCUCAGGACAAGACAAAGCUUCUCCUGUCAGUUAAUUCACUUUUAUUUACUUAUUUUAGAGUUCCUUUUAAAAUUUAUUUUUUAUUUAUUUUUGGCUGCAUUGGGUCUUUGUUGCUGCACGUGGGCUUUCUCUAGUGUGGCGAGCGGGGGCUACUCUUCGUUGUGGUGCAUGGGCUUCUCAUUGUGGUGGCUUCUCUUGCUGCAGAGCACGGGCUCUAGGCGCACGGGCUUCAGUAGUUGUGGCUUGCAGGCUGUAGAGUGCAGGCUCAGUAGUUGUGGUGCACGGGCUUAGUUGCUCUGCAGCAUGUGGGAUCUUCCCGGACCAGGGCUUGAACCUGUGUCCCCUGCGUUGACGGGUGGAUACUUAACCACUCUGCCACCAGGGAAGUCCCUAGAGUUCUUUUUUAAUGUGGUAGAAUAUACAUAACAUAAAAUUGACCAUUUUAAUUCUUUUUGGCUGUACACUUCAGUGGUAUUAAGUACAUUCACAUUGUUGUGCAAUCAUCCCCACUAUUCAUCUCCAGAACUUUUUUUUUUGGCCACACUGCUUGGCAUGUGGGAUCUUAGUUCCCUGACCAGGGAUUGAACCCAUGUCCCCUAGAGUGGAAGAAUGGAGUCUUAACCACUGGACCACCAGGGAAGUCCCUCCAGAACUUUUCCAUCAUCCCUAAUUGAAACUUAGUCGUUAACCAUUAACUCCCCAUUCUCUCCUCCCCCAAGGCCCUGCUAACCACUCUUUGACUUUUUUUUCAUUCAUCUAUGAUUUUGCCUAUUUUAGGCACUUCGUAUAAAUGGAAUCAUUCAGUACUUGUCCUUUUGUGUCUGGCUUGUUUCACUUAGCAUAAUGUUUUUAAGGUUCAUGUUGUAUCACGCGUCAGAACUUCAUUUUUUUUUCAUUAUUUUAACGCUGAGUAAUAUUGUCAUAAGUAUAUACCACAUGAUUUGUGCAUUCAUUUUUCAAUGGGCGUUUAGGUUAUUGCCAUCAUUUUGUCUCUUGUUAAUAACACUGCUAUGAACAGUGGUGUGCAAAUACUGUUUGAGUCCCUGUGUUCAGUUCUUUGAGAUACAUACCUAGAAGUAGAAUUGCUGGAUGCCCUCAAGGUUCAUCCAUGUCGUGGCGUACAACAGGUUCCUUCUUUUUUAAGGAUGAAUAAUAUUCCAUUGUAUGUAGAUACCACAUUUUCUUUAUCCAUUCAUCCAUCAAUACACAUUUAGGUUGCUUCUAUCUCUUGGCUAUUGUGAAAAAUGCUGCAGUGAACAUGGGUGUGCAAAUGUAUCUUCAAGAUCUGUUUUCAAUCUUCUGUUUAUAUACCCAGAAGUGAGAUUGCUGAAUCAUGAUAAUUCUAUUUUUAAUUUUGUAAGGAACUUCCAUGCUGUUUUCCACUGCAGCUGCACCCAUUUCACAUUCCUAUCAGCAGUGCUCAAAGAGUUCCUGUUUCUCCACGUCCUUGCAGUAGUUAACUAUUUUCUGUGUUUUGAUAGUGGCCAUCCUAACGGGUAUGAGAUGAUAUCUUGUGGUUUUGAUUUGCAUUCCCCCGAUGAUUAGUGAUGUUGAACAUCUUUUCAUAUACUCAUUAAACAUUUCUAUGCCUUCUCUAGAGACAUGUCUGUUAAAGUCCUUGGCGUCUUUUUUAAUGAAAAAUUUCAUUUCUUAUUCCAUUCCUUUUCACUGCUCUGAUUGUUUUCUUUGCUAUGUAGAAGUUUUUGUGUUUGAUGUAGUCCUGUUUGCCUGUUUUUGCUUUGUUUUGCUUGUGUUUUUGGUAUCAUAGGCAAGAAAUCAUUGCCAGAUCCUAUGUCAUGAAGUUUUCCUCCUAUAUUUUCUUUCAGGAGUUUUAUCGCUUCAGGUCUUAAUGUUUAGGCCUUUAAUCCAUUUUGAGUUCAUUUUUGUGUGUGGUAUAAGGGUCCAUCUUCAUUCUUUUGUCUGUGGGUGUCAAGUUUUCCAAGCACCGUUUGUUGAGGAGAUUAUCCUUUCCACAUUGUGUAGUCUUUGUACUCUAGUUGAAAAUCAUUUGGCCAUAUGCACUGGUGUGUUUCUGGGUUCUCUGUUCCAUUGGUCUGUGUGUCUUUAUGCCAGUACCAUGCUGUUUUUUUUUUUUUUUUUUUUUUUUUUUUUUUUGGUAUGCGGGCCUCUCACUGUUGUGGCCUCUCCCGUUGCGGAGCACAGGCUCCGGACGCGCAGGCUCACCGGCCAUGGCUCACGGGCCCAGCCGCUCCGCGGCACGUGGGAUCCUCCCGGACCUGGGCACGAACCCGUGUGCCCUGCAUCGGCAGGCGGACUCUCAACCACUGUGCCACCAGGGAAGCCCCAUGCUGUUUUAAUUACUGUAGCUUUGUAGUAUGUUUUGAAAUUAGAACAUGUGAGGCCUCCAGCGUUUUUCUUCUUUCUUGAGAUUGUUUUGGCUAUUUGGGGUCCUUUAAGAUUCCAUAUGAAUUUGGGGAUGGUUGUUUGUGUUUCUGCGAAAGACCACUUGGGGUAGUAUAAAUAUUUUAACAGUAUUAAGUCUUCAAGUCCAUAAACAUGGGAUGUCUUUCCAUUCAUUUGUGUCAACUUUUCUUUCAGCAGUGUUUUGUAGUUUCCAGUGUACAAGUCUUUUACUUCUUUGGUUAAGUUCAUUCCUAAGUAAUUUAUUCUUUUUGAUGAUAGUGUAAGUUGAAUUGUUUUCUUAAUUUCCUUUCUGGAUUGUUCACUGUUAGGGUAUAGAAAUGCAACUGAUUUUUGAAUUUUGAUUUUAUAUUGUGUAACUUUGCUGUAUUUGCUUAUUAGUUCAACAGUUUUUGUGUGUGUAUGUGUGUGUGUAAUGUUUAGGGUUUUCAACACAUAAGAUCAUGUCAUCUGUGAAAAGAGAUAAUAUUACUUCUUUCUUCCUAAGCUGGAUAGCUUUUAAUUCUUUAUCUUGUGUGAUUGCUCUGGCUAGGACCCAAGUACUGUGUUGAAUAGAAGUGACUAAAGUGGGUAUCCUUGUCUUAUUCUUGAUAAUUGGAGGAAAAGGUUUCAGUUUUUCACUGUUGAGUAUGAUGUUAGCUGUGAUCUUUUCAUUAAUGAACUUUAUUAUGAUAAACAGAUUUGCUAGAUAUAGAAUCCUCAACCAACAGUUUUUUUCUUUAUGCACUUUGAAUAUAUCAACCCACAGACUUCUGGUCUCCAAGGUCUCUGAGAAGAAAUAAGAUAGUUUCAUUGAGGAUCCCUUUUAUAUGAUGAGUUACUUCCUCUUGUUGCUUUCAAGGUUCUUUGUCUUUGGCUUUUGACAAUUUGAUUAUAAUUUGUCUAGAUUUGUUUAUCUUUGUGUUCACAGGCAUACCUUGGAUAUAUUGUGGGUUUACUUCCAGACUGCUGCAAUAAAACAAAUGUUGCCUAAAUUGGAUCACACGAAUUUUUUGGUUUCCCAGUGCAUAUAAAAGUUAUGUUCACACUCUACUGUAGUCUGUUAAUUGUGCAAUACCAUUAUGUCUAAAAAACCGAUGUGCAUACCUUAAUUUAAAAAUACUUUAUUGCUAAAAAAAAAUACAUCUGAGCCUUUAGCAAGUCACAGUCCUUUUGCUGGUGGAGGGUCUUUCCUCAUUGAUGGCUGCUGACUGAUCAGGGUGGUGAUUGCUGAUUUGGGGUGGCUGGGGCAAUUUCUUAAAAUGAGACAACAUUGAAGUUUGUUGUAUUGGUUGACUCUUCUUUUCAUGAACAAUUUCUCAGUAGCUCUCAGUGCUGUUUGAUAACAUUUUACUCACACCAGAACUUCUUUCAAAAUUGGAGGGACUUCCCUGGUGGCGCAGAGGUUAAGAACCCGCCUGCCAAUGCAGGGGACACUGGUUUGAGCCCUGGUCCACGAGGAUCCCACAUGCCACGGAGCAGCUAAGCUCGUGUGCCACAACUGCUGAGCCUGUGCUCUAGAGUCCGUGUGCCACAACUACUGAGCCCACUUGCCUAGAGUCCGUGCUCCGCAACAAGGGAAGCCACUGCAGUGAGAAGCCUGUGCACUGCAACGAAGAGUAGCCCCCGCUCCCCGCAACUAGAGAAAGCCCGUGCACAGCAACAAAGACCCAACACAGCCCAUAAUAAAUAAAUAAAUAAUUAAUUAAUUAAAAAAAUUGGAGUCAGUCCUUUCAAACCCUGCUGCUGCUUUAGCCAAGUAGGUUUAUAUAUGUAAUAUUCUAAAUCCUUUGUUGUCAUUUCAGCGUUCUUCACCAGGAGUAGAUUCCAUCUCAAGAAACCACUUUCUUUGCUUAUCCAUAAGAAGCAUUCCUCAUUCCUUAAAAAUUUUAUUAUGCAAUUGCAGCAAUUGAGUCAUAUCUUUAAGCUCCACUUGUAAUUCUAGUUCUCUUGCUAUUUCCACCACAUCUGCAGUUACUUCCUCCACUCAAGUCUUAAACCCCUCAAAGUCACCCAUGAGGGUUGAAAUCACCUUCUUCCAAACUCUUGUUCAUGUUGGUAUUUUGACCUUGUCCCAUGAAUCACGAAUGUUCUUAGUGGCAUCUAGAAUGGUGAAUCGUUUCCAGAAGGUUUCAAUUCACUGUACCCAGAUCCAUCAGAAGCACCCAUCUCCAUCAAGUCAUCUUCUGUUCAUUCUGUUAGCUCUUAAAUUUCUCCAGGAUCCUGUUUUGAAACCCUUCAGCACUUUUUUGCCAUAUCUACAAUCUCUUUAAUCAUUUCCUUGGUCGGCUCUGUUGUAAGUUCUGUGGAGUCAUGCACACCUGGACACAGUUUUCUCCAGCAGGAAUUUAUUGUUUCAGGCUUGAUGGCUUUCAUGGCUUUUUCUUUUAACAACGAUGGUGUCUUUAAUGAUGUAAUCCUUUCAGACUGUAAUGAUGUCAUCCUUUCAGACUGUAAUGAUGUCCUCUCUCUCUAGGUUCUCUUGCAUAGCACUGACAGUCCUUUCCGUAGAGUACCAUGUGGAAUGAGCCAUGUGGAAUGACCCACGGCUGCAGGGGCUGAGUUAGAGAUGGUAUGUUGGGGACAAGUAGAUCACUUUGCCUCCUUCAUUGUUGAACUCAUGGGGUUCUGGGUGGCCAGACGCAUUGUCCAAUAUCAAAAGAACUUUAAAAGGCGGCCCCUUGUUGGCAAGUUACUUCCUGACUUCAGGGACAAAGCACUGAUGGAACCAGUGCAGAAAGUGUUCUCGUCCCGGCUGGUGUCUAUCUUUUCCCUUCAAGGUUCCGUGUUAGCAGCUUCAUAGUUGAGGGCAGCCCUGAUCAUGAACUCCACCGCAUUUGCGCAAAACAGUAGAGUUAUCCUGUCCCUUCUUGCCUUAGAUCCUGGUGCUUGCUUCUCGUUGUUACUAAUAAGUGUCCUUUGUGGCAUUGUUUUCCAUAAUAGGGCACUUAAACAUCUGCAUUAAAAACCUGUUUAGGCAGAUAUUCUUUCUCAACAAUUUUCUUAGUGGCAUCUGGGGAAGUCUGCUGCCUCUUGGUCGGAAGAAGCUGUUUCUGCUGUUAUCUUGACAUUUUUUUAGGCCAAACCUCUUUCUAAAAUUAUCAAACCAUCCUUUGCAGGCAUUAAACUCUCCAUCUUUCCAUCAUUCAAUUUUAAGUUGUCACAUAAUGACUUUGCUUUUUCUUGAAUCAUUAAAGUCUAUAGAUAUGCCUGCCUUAGAGCAACCUUGCAUCCACAUAAAAGCUGCAUUUAAAGGCUAAAAAGGGGGACUUCCCUGGUGAUCCAGUAGUUAAGACUCCGUGCUCCCAAUGUGGGGGGCCCAGGUUCGAUCCCUGGUCCCACAUACUGCAACUAAGCCUGUGCGCCGCAACGAAGAGCCCACAUGCCGCAAGAAAGACCCAGCGCAGCCAAAAUAAAUAAAAUUUUAAAAAGGGAUUAAAAGGUAUGUAUUUUGUUAAAAGAGCAAGGUUGAGCUAGUAUGGUUAUGGCUUGAGAAAGAUUGAAACAGGUAUGGGAACAUGCAGUUACAGUCUAACCCAGUAGGUAACAUCCAUAGGCUUGUAGAUACAAUUGACAGUGACAUGGGAUUAAGAGAAACUGGUUAUAGAUAAGACCAAGGGGUCUCAGCCAUCGUGAACAGACUGGAGUUUCUGGUGACAUAUCCAACAGUCAGAAGGGUUUUCCCCUUUUGCAAUGGAUUGGGACAUAUGGACAAGAGCAUUGCUUUUCCAAGAAAGGGGGGAAAUAAGGUAAGAAACAAGAGCAAGAAAAGGGUAUACAGGCCUGGUCUCAUCAUUUUGGGAAAGCUGUCUCCUUUGGCUGUCAUCUGCUUCAGUUGUUGGAAAUCUUCAGGGUGAGGUCACCAGUUGGUGUGCAGGUCCCAUAAGGGUGUGAGGCUUUCUUUAGAUGAGACACGUGGAUCCAGGAGUCAACUCCUUGGAGUUUGGUGGCGCAAGGAUUGGUCAGUUACGCUUGAUAAAGGCCUUUCCAGCAUGGUUGAAUAAAGUGUUCUGUGGAGAUGUCUUUUCCAAUAAAGAAAUCUCCAGGCUGCAAAGUGUGGCGUUUGACGUCUUUAUCUUUAAAAGGAUU